This is a messenger RNA of Hyaloscypha bicolor E, 2625 nucleotides long. RefSeq lists its product as uncharacterized. The record is from RefSeq and is a predicted model, not a curated record. NCBI's taxonomy places the organism in Eukaryota, Fungi, Ascomycota, Leotiomycetes, Helotiales, Hyaloscyphaceae. The transcript has 4 exons. Gene Ontology annotation, biological process: regulation of DNA-templated transcription; DNA-templated transcription. The coding region runs from base 1 to 2625 and encodes 874 amino acids. Gene Ontology annotation, molecular function: zinc ion binding; DNA-binding transcription factor activity, RNA polymerase II-specific; DNA binding.
AUGAGUCCUGCAGAGGCAACCUCAAUAGAGCCCAACGGCUCCAAUGCCUCGCAUUCGCCAAGCUCGACCGAUUCUGGCUCGAAAAAGCGCGGGCAGGCGACUGCGGGCGUUGACAGCAAUGGAAACCCAAAGCCGGUCAAGAGGAGGGCGGCGAAAGCUUGCGCUGCGUGCAGGGCAAGAAAGGUUCGAUGCGAUGUGAUGCAGAGAUACCACAUCACAGCAGACGGAGAAGUCACGUGCUCUAAUUGCACGAUGGAUGGCAUUAAGUGUGUGAUCGAGGAAAGCAAACGCCGGAAGAAGCAUUUGAACGGCGAAAGCGCGACUCCGGUCCCAACAACGCUCCCAAACAAUGGAGCCCUUCGCAAUUGGGGAAAUGGGAUUGUAAACCCUUCAGACAUCACCAAUCCAGAAGCUAGAAGGUGGAGCGGAUCAACUGCCAUGUCAAACGAUUUAGGAGGCGACCAGUUUACCGAUUCCCAUGUUCCUCAUCCAAUAUACCAAAACGUAACGAACCAGAUCAAUAGCCGUGAGAUCUUGAGGAAACAAAGCUAUAUUCCCGCUCCUUUCGACGCCGACCCCACCUACGCACUCCUGACAUCCGCCUCCAUCCAUGGAGACAGAAUGGCCACCCGACUGGGUACGCCGCCACUACUUCCUGCACCAAUGCUCAAACACAAGCUUCCGGAAUACUUAAAACCACUCCCUCAGCGUAUGACCUCUGUUGACAUCGACUACCUGUUCGCGAAAGGCGCAUUGUCGCUCCCCGAAGAUUCCGUACGAAAUGCACUCUUACGAAGCUAUUUGGAAUACGUACAUCCUUAUAUGCCAUUGAUUGAGGUCCACGAACUCCUGCAGAUCAUAAACGAUGGAACAGGAGAAACUGGACGGAUCAGCUUGUUGCUUUUCCAGGCAAUUAUGUUCGCUGGGACUGCAUUUGUAGAUAUGGAAUAUUUGAGGGCAGCGGGGUACUCAAAUCGGAAGGCAGCGAGAAAGGCAUUCUUCCAGAAAGCUAGGGUUUUGUACGAUUUCGACUACGAAAUAGACCGCGUUUCUCUCGUGCAAUCUCUCCUCCUUAUGACCUAUUGGUACGAAACUCCCGAUGACCAAAAAGACACAUGGCACUGGAUGGGCGUGGCAAUUUCCCUAGCACACACAAUCGGCCUGCACCGAAACCCUGAGAAAUCGAACAUGGAGCCUCACAAGAAGAAGCUAUGGAAGAGAAUAUGGUGGUCCUGCUUCAUGCGCGACCGCCUUGUAGCGCUUGGAAUGCGCCGCCCAACCCGCGUCAAGGACGAAGACUACGACGUCCCCAUGCUCACCGAAGACGAUUUCGAGAUCCAGCCACUCUCUGAAGACAUCGCCAUCAUCCCCAUGGACUGCACCUUAGUCCGAGACGCGGAGGCUCAGCGGCAGCUGGCGCAGAUGUGCAUCGCGAAAGCGAAGCUCUGUCUCUGCAUCAGCCACGUGCUGAGCGCGCAAUACUCGGUCCUGGUGAAGUGUCAGGGGAUGCAAGGCCAGGAAGGCAGCACGAGAUCGAGCGUCAUGUUGUUUCCCAAGAAAUUGGAUCAGACAGACGAGGUUCAGCGCUGUGAUGUUGAGCUGAGUGAUUGGAUUUCCGAACUCCCUUCUUCUUGCGCCUAUUCCAACGACCUUCAAGAUGGAAACAGUGGAGCUCCGCUCUUUGUGCAGAGAUCACUGCUUCACAUGGUGUACUUCACGACUCUCUCUGCACUACACAGACCCCAAGUUCUCCCCUCAGCAGCAACCUCGCAGCCCGACUCAUCUCGAGAGCUGCAAGACCUGUCACGCAAGAAGGUACGCGAAGCCUCCCGCGAGAUAACCCGCAUAUCCCAAGAUCUGCACACCCGAGCUCUGGAAAAGUAUCUCCCAACCACAGGCGUCACCGUCCUGCUCCCCGCAAUCAUCAUCCACCUGCUCGACAUCAAGUCCUGCAACGACGAAGCACGGCAGGCAGCCAUGGACGGCUUCUGCCAAUGCAUGCUCGUCCUCGAGAAGCUGCGCGAUAACUACGCAUCUGCGGACUUCGCGACGCAGUUUUUGGAAGCUGCAAUCCGGAAGGCGGAUAUCGAUGUCGUGAUGUCGACUUCGAAGAAUCUCUUCCGGCAAGAGGAUAUCCAGGCCGCGCUGUCGAGUGAUAAAGUGAGAGAGCUGAGAGAACAUGCUAAGAUGGCUGCUAUGAGAAGGACACCUCCUCUGAGCAGUGAACAGGACUUCAGACCUGACUUGCAUGGAAGCGGUAUGAUGGACAUCGGGAUCCCGAUCGGACGGCCCAUUGACCCUCACCACAACGCUAUCUCGGCUCACACUCCUCCUGACAGCGACACUACGAUGUCGACGCACGAAGGGAUGAAUGACUAUCAUCAGUUGAACCAACCUUUGGAUCUGAAUACCGUCUAUAACACAGAAAUUGUCGAUUUGAAUGAUUUCUUGAAUUUCGAUAAUGGGAAUGAGAUGUGGAAUGUUCCAUUAGAGGAGGGGGCGCACGGUGAGAGUGGGGGGUUCUUGGACUUGAAUUGGAUGGAUCAGGCGCCGGGGUGGAGUAGGUUGAAUAGUCCUGAGAGAGAUCUGUUUGCGCAGUCGGUAGAGGUGGAAGGGAUUGCCUAG